AUGUCCAAACACCGCAAUGUUGAUCUCACCCCAUUUCAAACAGUUCGGAUGUUUUCACAGAGAUGUCAGCGGUUUCGCUUCGAGCAUCCUUUCACCUCCAUGAUUGCCGGAAUGACCGGGUCAGGAAAAACUGCCUGGGUUCGAUCUCUAUUGCAACAAGCUUCAGAGCCCAUUUACCCUCCCCCGGAGAGGAUCGUUUGGUGUUAUUCACAAUGGGAGCCUGGGUAUACACAAAUGUUAGUCGCCAUGCCACACAUUGAAUUCGUCAAGGGAAUUCCUACGGCUUUGGAGCAGGAUGCCUAUUUUGAUGUGAACAAACGGAAUUUGAUCGUGUUUGAUGAUCAGGAGAUUGACGCCAGCAAAGACAAGCGAAUUGUGAACCUCUUUACUCGUGGUUCUCAUCAUCGCAAUCUGAGCGUGAUUUAUAUCGUGCAGAAUCUAUUUCAUCAGGGGAAAGGAAGCCGCAGCAUAAGCCUAAACAGCCAUUAUCUGGUGUUAUUCAAGAAUCCACGAGACAAAUUGCAAAUCUUGACUCUGGCGAAGCAAAUGUAUCCCGGGCAGACAGAUUUCUUUUUAAAUCAGUAAGAAGAGGCCGUAGAAAGACCUUUUGGUUAUCUUCUGAUUGAUCUGAAAACUACGACCCAAGAAAAUAUUCCUCAAGAGCUUCUAAAAUAUCUGAAGCUGCAAGCUCUUUCGCCUGUCCCCCUUCUUCCAGCUAUGCAAGAAAUAAAAGGCAACAUGGAUGACGUGCUUUCUCGAAACAAUCUUCGGGAGUAAGCGAUACUUUCAGUUGCAAAACAGAUACCUGGCUUUUAAAGAACAAUUAAAUACAAGAACACGACCGGAAGAAAUAAUCAGCACUGUUCCAGACUUAACAUCAAGGACGCAAGAUUCUUCGACAGCAACGACAGCAUUCUCCACUCCCCUCAACCCCUUUAAUGUAACACCUGAAUUAACACAAGCGGCUAUCUCUCAAAAACCUGACAAAGAAAGCCUCACCCCUCCACCACCCUUAAAUCCUGCUUUCCUGACCCCUCCUCCCACAGUAGAAACCCCAUCACAACAAGGCCCGAAGCGCAAAAGGCGUCGGAUUCAAUUUGUAA
This is a messenger RNA of Porites evermanni, 1103 nucleotides long. Lineage: Eukaryota; Metazoa; Cnidaria; Anthozoa; Scleractinia; Poritidae. The record is from the annotation of a GenBank genome assembly.